AUGAUUUCUGCAAAAUUGUGCUCAACUGUUCUAGGCCAGGAGAAGACAGCAGUCCUCGAUUCACUCAAGCUUAGAGCAAAACUUGUCAAAGAAGCUUACGGAAGUAUAGAGGGGGUGAUGUGCAAUGAAGUACAAGGGGCAAUGUAUGCAUUCCCGCAGCUCGUACUACCACCAAAAGCUGUUGAAAAAGCGAGAGUAAGUCCUAUUUUUUUCUCUCAAGAAAGCUACCAUAAAAGCUUUAUUUUUUAAAA
Molecule: messenger RNA, 251 nt
Organism: Strongylus vulgaris
Lineage: Eukaryota; Metazoa; Nematoda; Chromadorea; Rhabditida; Strongylidae
Source: the annotation of a GenBank genome assembly